GUCAUUAAUGUUCAAGGAAUUGUAUAAGAUUGUCAAAUAGUUCAUCUCUUUUUGUAUUGAGGUUUUCCAAUAUGAUUCACUUAUAUUUAGAAUUUGUUAGACAAAUAUUAUAGGUUCCCAAACAAACUUUUGUUCUCUAUUUAGUCAUCAAGAAAGAUGUAAUAAGUAAAUUGAGAUCUACUAAUAAAUAAUAUGGAAUGGAUAAAUUCAUUUUUGUCUUCAAAAUCAUCAAAAUCUAUUAUCAACCCAGAAGAUGAAUGUGAUCCACAAGCCUGUUAUGAUAGUUUCAAGGAGCAUUGGCAUCAAGUGUGCAAAUUAUUUAAUAGGGUUCAACAAUUACCCAGCCAUGACGAUGUUUUGGGAGUCGUUAAUCACUUGGAACAAAUGGCAACAUUAUUAUUAUAUGAUAUUAGACGCAUUGACAGGCUUUACAUGAAUCAGUGCUCCUCUCAAUGCCUGGAAUAUUUGUUCGAUGAACACAUACUAGAUAAAUUGUAUGAAUGGAGCACACGAUCUGGAAGAUAUAUCAAUGCAAUAAGAUGUGAACAAUUGAAGUUAUACAAAAUGUUAGUUACUCAUUCUAGACACAUUUUGUUAUUACAUGAAACAUUUGUAAAUCCCUUAAUCAAAUUAUUGUGUUCCAUGGAAGAGGAAGUAUUUUCUAAUGAAGUAGAAAAUUUAUUAGUAGAUUUAAUCAACCAAUUGAGUGCCCUACUUAUGCAAAAUGUUGAAUUUAUCGACUUGUUUUUUCAAGAAGUAAAGAAAGUACAAAGCUUUAUAAUUUUUUCCCUACUGAUUCCAUUUGUGCAUAGAGAAGACUCAAUAGGUAUGAAAGCACGCGAUGCUCUAUUACUAUGCAUGUCACUGUCAAAAAAGAAUAAAAGAGUGGCUGUUUAUGUUGCUGAUGAUUCAAAUUUCUCCAUACUGCUCAUAACUGGUUUGGGUGGACUAUAUUCUGCAUUACCAAAUGUUUUAGAAGAUAUUUUAGUACCUGACUGGCAUAGAUUUACACCUGAUGAUGUUAAUGAAAUUAAAGGAUUGCUUAGUUUCGUUACAUCUUUAGAAUUUAGUAAUGCCGUGGCACAAGUAGCACACCCAUUGAUACGAAAACAACUUGAAGAAUUAUUGUUCCGUGGAUUUUUAAUACCCGUAUUGGGACCCGCCCUCUUACAAAUCGACAUUUAUGAACAAGUAGCUGCCACAGCUUAUUUAGAUUUAAUUCUAAGAACUUUAACAAAUACCGGAUUAUUACAUGCGAUGCUUCAGUUUUUACUGGAAGUGGACUUCGACGGGGACAAAUUAUUAGAUAUUUUGGUACAACGAUUGAGAUCUGAAAAUAGGCAGCUAUGUCUAGUUUCUAUAGCUAUGUUUGAAUCUAUUGUAGAUUUAAAUUGUGAAGACCUAAUGUUAGAAUUAGUAUUCAAACAUUUACAACCUUGCCUUCAUCUGAUGUUAUCACAACGAAAGAUGUUUCUGUCAUUUGAUCCAUACUGUCAGAGUUUUGAAAAAUUUCUAACAUUGACACCAAAAUGUUGUCAGAUAGUGGAAUUUACUAGUCAUGAUAAUGGACAAUGGUAUUCGUUGAAGAAUAAGCAAAGUUUGUAUGGAAAGUAUUUUGCGUAUUUAUGUGAUGCUAGAAAUAGAAUAGCACAAUGUCAGAUGGCCUGCAUUGCAUGGAAUAAUUUGUAUACUGGAGAAGAUUAUUGUGAUAAUUCUGCUGGAACAUCAUUAGAGCGAAGCAGUGGAUAUGAAAGUUUAAAUUGCUCCUCUGAAGACACUAAGACAGAAGAAUACUGGGAAAAAUCAAGUAAUUAUCAACAUAAGAAACAACUACUAGAAACCCCAAAAAUUACAUGUAUUGAACAAUCUGGUGCAUCUGCUGGCCCGUUUCUCUCCAUUCUGAUGGAAAAAUUGAGAAAUUAUUUAUCGAAUUCAUUUUACAUAAAUAUACAUUUAACUGGUUUGAUUUCCAGAUUGGCUGCCUAUCCCCAACCGGUCCUCAGAGCGUACCUUUUAGAUCACAGUUUGAUUCUCCAACCAAACGUGCCAUCCAUAUUUGAAGUUAUAGGAAUACUAAAACAGCAAAUAGACGACUACCUUUAUCAACGAUCAAAUUGUUUACAGUUAAUUAAAUUUGCUAGAGAUCUCUUAGUAGAUAGAGAGUUGAUGUUAGUCAAUCAAAGAAAACAUAAUAUUGAACAGCACAACAAAAAACUAGAAAUUGAACCGUUUCAGAGGAACAUUUCCAAAAGAAGAAGUCUAGGCAUAUCUCCAAUCAGUAGUAUAUUUGGAAGAAGACCAAGCCAAGUAGAUAUUACUAUUCCUGUGAUGUUAUCAGAUGAGGUUCAAUUCAAUAAUAUUUAUCAAAAAUUUAAUGCCAGUCAACAUGUAGCGCUGUGUGCAGUUCUGUUAAGUGAAUGGUUGAAGGAGUUAUCUGCGCUAGCUCAAGAACAUACUGUAGCUCAUUUUGCUAACCUUUUAAAAUAAUUUGUGUUGAAUGAAUAAUUUAUUAUGAUACUAGUGUAAAUAAUACAUUUCACCAAAUACUACUUUUUGAUAUUUUUUGUUUUUAGUUAUGAUUUACUUUAUAAUAAUAAAUCCUAUAUUGCCGUUGGAAUUAA
Molecule: messenger RNA, 2621 nt
Organism: Diorhabda carinulata
Lineage: Eukaryota; Metazoa; Arthropoda; Insecta; Coleoptera; Chrysomelidae
Product: FHIP family protein AGAP011705
Exons: 8
Coding region: 193-2487 (764 amino acids)
Source: RefSeq, a predicted model, not a curated record